ACAUGAACUGAUGGGCUAAUGUGUGUUACGGAGUAGAUGGAUGAUGGUAAUGAGUAAAUGAAGUGAGAAGGAAACAGUACGAGAAAGGCAUAUAAAUUAUCGAAAAUAACGUGAAGUAGUUAAAUUGAUAAUAAAUUCGCUGUUGACAAUAUGUUGGAAGGAGUCAAGCACGUUUUUUUGGUUCUCUCUGGUAAAGGUGGUGUAGGAAAAUCAACUGUCAGCACACAAUUAGCCCUAGCACUUAAAGUUUCUGGUUUCAAAGUUGGUAUUUUAGAUGUUGAUCUUUGUGGACCUAGUGUACCGCAUUUAUUGAAUCUUGAGGGCAGAGAUGUGUAUCAGUCUAGUGAAGGAUGGCUUCCUGUGUAUACUGAUGACGAUAAAACACUAGGAGUAAUGUCAAUUGGAUUUCUCCUUAAAAAUCGUGAUGAUGGUAUCAUAUGGAGAGGUCCAAAAAAGACAGGAAUGAUAAAAGAAUUCCUUACUGAUGUUCACUGGAAUGAUAUUGAUUACUUAAUUAUUGAUACACCACCUGGUACUUCUGAUGAACAUAUUUCAGUUAUGGAAAACUUGAGAGGACUUAAAUGCGAUGGUGCCAUUAUAGUAACAACACCACAAGCAGUUUCAGUUGAUGAUGUCCUCAGAGAAGUUACUUUUUGUAAAAAGACUGGAAUCCCAAUUAUUGGAAUCGUUGAAAAUAUGAGUGGAUUCGUUUGCCCUACUUGUUCUGAGUGUACCAAUAUUUUCUCAUCGGGUGGAGGUGUUGCAUUAUCAGAAAUGGUAAAAGUACCAUUUUUAGCUAAAAUACCAAUUGACCCAGCAAUUGGAAAAUUAGCAGAUAAAGGUCAAAGUAUAUUGGUGACUUUACCUGAAAGUCAGGUAGCUCAGGUAUUCCGAAAAUUAGUGGAGGAACUUACAAAAAGUCAGGAAGCUUAAAACAUCUUAGAGCAAAAAUACCUCAAUAUAAUAACAUUAUUAUGUAAAAAAGUUAAGUGUAUAUUAAAGAAACUAAUAGUGUGA
This is a messenger RNA of Chelonus insularis, 1017 nucleotides long. It is a transcript of the gene Nubp2, whose product is annotated as NUBP iron-sulfur cluster assembly factor 2. NCBI's taxonomy places the organism in Eukaryota, Metazoa, Arthropoda, Insecta, Hymenoptera, Braconidae. Gene Ontology annotation, biological process: iron-sulfur cluster assembly. The coding region runs from base 151 to 933 and encodes 260 amino acids. The record is from RefSeq and is a predicted model, not a curated record. Gene Ontology annotation, cellular component: cytosol. Gene Ontology annotation, molecular function: ATP-dependent FeS chaperone activity; ATP binding; 4 iron, 4 sulfur cluster binding. The transcript has 5 exons.